Molecule: messenger RNA, 6709 nt
Organism: Gadus chalcogrammus (walleye pollock)
Lineage: Eukaryota; Metazoa; Chordata; Actinopteri; Gadiformes; Gadidae
Gene: megf6b
Product: multiple EGF-like-domains 6b
Exons: 38
Coding region: 287-5080 (1597 amino acids)
Molecular function (GO): calcium ion binding; protein binding
Source: RefSeq, a predicted model, not a curated record
AGCAGUAGCUACAACCUCUCUGCCUCUUCAGAAGUCGCACGCAUGUCCGUUCAACAUCUGCGCUAAACGCUGGCAAGCUGCGGUCGUGUCAGUGUCAAACCUCGCCGUGCCCGGGAUACCAUGGAAGAGUCGAUGGAAGGUGCUGGUCCUAUCUUCUAACGAGAUCUGAGCUGCUUAAACAUGUCUUAAUAUAGCCUAUUGAACUAGGAAGAUUUUGGGGGUUUACUUUUUUGGGGGUCAAGUGUUGCUUGUUUUUACAAAAUUGAUUUAACAGUAGGAAGAAAAGAUGGAGAUACUUUUUGCAUUAUUUUUUAUUUUUACUAACGAGGUUCUGGCGUCCCGGUAUGGCUUGGCCAAUAACCUCCAACCAUACAUGCCCAACGUGUGUGUGGAGAGGGAGGUGGCGAUGGUAGCCCAGAGGCAGCCCUGCGUGCAGGCCUUCACACGCAUGGUCAAGGUGUGGAAGCAAGGCUGCGUCGGACAGGCGUGGUGCAUGGGCUAUGAAAGACGGACAGCCUACUAUACUGCCUUCAGACAAGUGUACAGACAGGACUAUCAGACGGUUUACAAGUGUUGCCCUGGAUGGUCACAACUGAACGGAGAAGCCGGGUGCCUCUAUCCGGUGUGCAGCUACGGUGUGUGCUUCAAUGGAGGCCGGUGUCGGAAGGGCUCCACCCAGCUAUGCCACUGUCCGGCCGGCUUCAACGGACCCAGCUGCCAAUAUGAUGUGAACGAGUGUGAGGAGACCAAUGGUGGCUGCGAGGCGAACUGCUGUAACACCAUCGGGAGCUUCUACUGCAGAUGUCCUUCUGGCCUCCAGCUCCACGCGGGCGGGAAGAGCUGCCAAGAUAUCGAUGAAUGCCAGGUCCAUAAUGGGGGCUGCCAACACAAAUGCAUCAACACCAGGGGCUCCUUCUACUGCGAAUGCAACCCCGGCUCUCGGCUGCACGUGGACGCCCGCACCUGUCUCCCGGUCCACUCGUGUGCCAUCAGUAACGGGGGCUGUGAGCACCACUGCGUUCAGCAGUCCUCCGCCCACUUCCGCUGUCGCUGCAAGACCAACUACAUCCUGGCCGAGGAUGGCAAGCACUGCAAACUGGCAAAUCCGUGCGGCGAUCAGAAUGGAGGCUGUAUGCACAUGUGCCUGCCGGACGGUAGCAUGGCCCACUGUGACUGUAAGGUUGGCUUCCUCCUGGCCGAGGACGGCAAGACCUGCGAAGACCUCGAUGAGUGUGAGUCGCAGCAGGCCCACUGCGCCCACGGCUGCCACAACACGCUGGGCUCCUUCGCCUGCGUCUGUCUCACGGCCUACGAACUGGGCUCUGAUGGCAAGCAGUGUUACAGGAUCGAGAUGGAGAUAGUGAACAGCUGUGAGAACAACAACGGAGGCUGUUCCCACCACUGCCAACAUUCCACCGGCGGACCCGUGUGCUCCUGUAACCAAGGUUACCGCCUCGACGAUGACCUGAAAACCUGUGUCGACGUGGACGAGUGCAGCGAGCAGCGGUCGUGCUGCGAGCAGGACUGCACCAACUACCCCGGGGGCUACGAGUGCUACUGCUCGGCGGGGUACCGCCUCGACGCCGACGGCUGCAGCUGUGACGAUGUGGACGAGUGCCUGGCGACCAACGGCGACUGCGAGCACACGUGCCAGAACAACGCCGGGUCCUUCCAGUGCUUCUGCCAACGGAGCUAUCGCCUGGACGACGACCGGCGCUCGUGUGUCCUACUAGGGAAUGCAGUGGAGGCUCUGUCCAGUUCGGGGGUGCUGGAGCUGCCCCUCCCCCGCCCCCAGCUCACCCUGCUGCAGGACUACGACCAGGCCCUGGAGCGCUACGACGACUAUGAGGACGACGACGGAGAACUCAGGGCCGAGAGCAACCUGGCCGAGAAGUUUGUUUGUCUGGAGGAGACGUUCGGCCAUGACUGCAGCCUGACCUGUGAGGACUGUUCCAACGGAGGGAGGUGCAGCGCGGGGAGGAACGGCUGCGACUGCCCCGCAGGAUGGGUGGGCAUCGUCUGCAACCAGACGUGUCCUGAGGGGUGGUUUGGUAAAAACUGCUCCUCCCCCUCUAAGUGUAAGAACGGCGCCAGCUGUGAUCCAACCAAUGGGAGCUGCCGCUGUCCGCCGGGGGUCAGCGGCGAACUGUGCCAGGACGGCUGUCCAAAGGGCUUCUAUGGAAAGCAGUGCAACAAGAAGUGUAACUGUGCCAACAACGGCCGCUGCCACCGGACCUACGGGGCGUGUCUGUGUGAGCCCGGGCUCUACGGGAGGUUCUGCCACCUCCCCUGUCCCAAGUGGGCCUUCGGUGCGGGCUGCUCUGGAGAGUGUCCGUGCCUCCAGAAGAACACCUUGGAGUGCCACCGUCGCCAUGGCACCUGUGUAUGCAAACCCGGUUACCGUGGCAACACCUGCGGCCAAGAAUGCGACCCGGGUUCCUACGGCACGGGCUGUGAGAAGAAGUGCACCUGUCCUCCAGGUGUGUCCUGCCAUCACGUGACCGGGGAGUGCCAGAGGAAAUGCCCGGCCGGUCGUCGUGGCAACAACUGCGAGCAAGAGUGCCCAGAGGGCCGGUUCGGGCCGGGCUGCGACCAGGCCUGUAACUGCACGGGAGCCCCCUGUGAUGAGGUGACGGGGAAGUGCCGCUGUCCCGCGGGAACCUCGGGGAAACACUGCCAGAACCUGUGUGAGGAGGGCUACUGGGGUCCGGCCUGCAGAGAGAGCUGUCCGGCCUGCGAACACGGCGGCGUCUGCGAUAAACACAACGGCUCCUGUGCAUGUCCACCGGGCUUCAGCGGCACACUCUGCCAGGACUCGUGUCCGGUCGGGUGGUUCGGGCAGGGCUGCCAGCUGAGGUGUGUGUGUGAGAACAACGCGCACUGCCACCCGGUGACCGGGCGCUGUACCUGCGCCCCGGGCUGGACGGGACACAGCUGCAGGAAAGCGUGUGACGCGGGCCACUGGGGGGAGGACUGCGUCCAGGCCUGCGACUGUAAGAACGGCGACGGCAGCUGUGACGCCACCACGGGCCAGUGCAACUGUGAGGCGGGGUACACGGGAGCACGCUGCCAGCACCAGUGCCCCGGCGGGACGUUCGGUCUGGGCUGUCGCCGGCGCUGCCAGUGUGACAACCAGGCGUCAUGUGACCACGUGAGCGGCGCGUGCACCUGCCGCGUCGGCUGGACCGGGAGCUUCUGUGAAAAACCCUGCCCGCAGGGCUUCUACGGCCUGGACUGCCAGGAGAGGAGUGUGUGUCUGAACGGGGGGAGAGGCGACCACGCCAGCGGUGUGUGUUCCUGCCCCGCGGGAUGGAUCGGCCCGCACUGCAAUCUGACUUGUCCGGACGGUUCCUAUGGCGACGGGUGUAACCAAAGCUGUGGCUGCCAUAACGAGGGCAGCUGCCACCCAGCCAGCGGGCAGUGUGUGUGCGCCCCGGGCUGGACCGGACCCAACUGCACUGGAGAAUGUCCCUCGGGUUUCUACGGAGCGGACUGCCGCCGGAGGUGCCUGUGUCAGAACGAGGCCACGUGCGGCAAGACAGACGGGAGGUGUGCCUGCGCCGAGGGGUGGAUGGGCUCGGCCUGUGAGCUGGAAUGUGCGGUCGGCCAGUUCGGUGUGGACUGCCAACAGCGGUGUGUGUGUGAGAACGGAGGCCGGUGCGACAGACACUCAGGCCAGUGUAGCUGCGCUCCCGGCUGGGUGGGAGACCACUGCGAGAGAGGGUGCGAUGCGGGGCGCUUUGGCGCCGGCUGUGAGCAGAGGUGCCAUUGUGAGCAUGGAGCUCUGUGUGACCACGUGACGGGGGAAUGCCUGUGUCCCCCCGGCUGGAGAGGAAAGCUCUGUGAUAAAGCGUGUCUCCCCGGGUCGUUUGGGACGGGCUGCUCGCAGCGCUGCGGCUGUUCCCGUGGUACCUCCUGCCACCACAUCAGCGGGGAGUGUGGCUGUCCCCCCGGGUUCACCGGCAACGGCUGUGAACAAGCGUGUCUCCCGGGAACCUACGGGCUGAACUGUAACCAGGUGUGCCAGUGUUCAGAAACCAACCAGCUCUGCCACCCGGUGUCCGGUCUGUGUUACUGCGCCCCCGGUUUCCAUGGGCCCAGAUGCAAACAAACGUGUGUAGAGGGCCGAUACGGACCGAACUGCGGCCGCGAGUGCCAGUGUGAAAACAGCGGCCGGUGCAACCCCGCCACGGGCACCUGUGAGUGCUCGGCGGGCUUCAUCGGAGCGCACUGCAACAACACCUGUCCUGCAGGGCGCUACGGCGCUGACUGUGCCCUGGUGGCCCUGUGUGUGGCGGGGGCCCACAGUAACCCGGCGUCUGGCCGCUGCGUCUGCAACCCGGGGCGGAGAGGAGAAGACUGCGGCCACGGCUGUUCCCCAGGCUGGUAUGGUGCAGGCUGUGCCCAUCGUUGUAACUGCAGUAAUGGAGGUCUGUGUGAUCCUGCCUCUGGUACCUGUACCUGUGGACUGGGCUGGGCCGGCAAGCACUGUGAUACAGAGUGCUCCGCGGGGAGCUUCGGCGCCGGCUGCCUGCUGCGCUGCGGAUGCAGCAACAACGGGACGUGUGACCGGGUGACGGGGGCCUGCCAGUGUGGGCCGGGCUACUACGGUCAUCUGUGUGAACACGGCUGCCCCCCCGGUCUCCACGGAGCCCUCUGCCUGCUGCAGUGCGACUGCAUGAACGGGGCGUCCUGUCACCCGGCCACGGGCCAGUGCGUCUGUCCCCCGGGUUACCAUGGCGCCCGCUGCCACAGAGUGUGUGAACAGGGCACAUUCGGCCAGGGAUGCUCCCGGGUGUGUGACUGUGAAGGGGACACGCCCUGCAACCCGACCACGGGGGCCUGUCGGUGUCCUUCAGGGAAGACCGGAGCCAGAUGUGACAUCGACUGCAAGGCCAACCAGUACGGACCGGACUGCACGGAGACCUGUCAGUGUGAAAACGGGGCGCACUGUAACCAUAGAAACGGCCAAUGCACCUGUCUCAACAGUUGGAUCGGAGUCACAUGUCAAGAAGACGGACCCCUCCGCCUCCCAGAGAGAAGUAUCGUAGGAGACACGCUGGAGGAAAAUGCGUUAUAACUGCUCCAGUGAUGGGAGCCACACACCAGCCCCGCUAAGACAGACUCACCGUAGGGUUCCACCCAGGUGAGGGACAGGGCGCUGACGAGAAGACUGUUGAGGUGGUUCCUGAGGGGGGGGGGGCGGGAAGGACCCAUUUUGUGGUGGGAGUUGCGCAAAGCACCCAUGGAAACUUUAAAACACAACACGAGGAUCCUCCACUACGCUCUGGCUGUCCUCAGGUCUAUGCACGGGACAAGAGAGCACAUUGGCUUUACAUCGAGGAUGUCCAAUAGAUCCGAGAGCGUUCUGCUGUCCAUUUUGUCUCUAUGCUGUCCGGUUUAUGUCCAUAACCAAUGCAAAGAUAGUUGAGCAUAAUAUUAAGAAUUAAAGUAUGUGAAAGUUACUCUACAUUUAUGGUGUGGCUAGGUAUGACACCACACUUCACUCCAAUUGAUCAUAUUUUAAUAAUGCAAUGAAGUGGUUUGCAGCUCGGUAUGUGUAUCAAGUGAAAUCCUCCAACUAUUGGUGCUAUGCUUCUUCACAGUGUGCAAGCCUGUGGGGCCAUACGAUGUUGUACAGUUUAAAAUACAUUUAGCACAAUGCGGUUCACCGAAUUCUUUAAAAGGAGAAGUCAAGAGGAGGCCCCUGCUUUUAGAAUAACUGGCGAUUAUCAACCGCAAUGCAUAGAUGCAUGGAGUAAAGCUUAAUAACCUUUUUUUAUAUGUAUAAAUUGCCAAGUUAUAUUUAUAUUUCACAGCUGUACACAUUUGAAUACACGUCGUUUUUGUGUUAAUGUAUAUUUAAUUGUUCACUGGAGCUAUAUUUCAUGUCCACCAAUGGGAGAAAAAUGGUCGGUAAGCCUAUGAAGUCGGUGUAUGCAACUCAUACGGGGCACAAAUAAUAAACAGUGUUGCGUCCGUUUUUUCCCAUUGUCAUUUUAAUUUCAUUAAAGAGUAAAGCUGUACAUCCUGUCUAAAUUCAGAUUCAAGCACAGUGCAGUUAGCAAUGCCUGCAAAUGAAAGAAAAAGGCUGAGGUGAUCACAACCAAAAAUAAUAAAUAUAUACAAAGGUCAAACUAUAUACAGACCCAGGGAGAUAUCUUACUCUCACUCGGAUGUCUUCAUAGAGUGAAUUUUGUCCACCAUUUGCAUUCAAUUCAGAGCAUACCUCAAUGCACACAACGAUACAAAUCAAUUGCUUAUUUUGUCAGUCUCUAUAUUGAUACAAUAUUAACAGAGGAAAUGCAGCAUGGUAAAAAUACAAAAAAAAAAAAUCCCGAAUCGCUCCAACAUAAAAAAUAUAUUCUGUUUAACCUUGGAUCUUCCAUUUAAGAAGCCAUGACAUAUAAUCGGUGUGUCUGAUUUAUAUUGUCUAAAACAAAUUGUUUUGUACGUCUAAAAUAAACAAAGGUGGAGCCCCUUCAAAGCACUGUAUUUCCUGUACAUCCAUCAGUAAUCCAGGUCAGAGGACGCUUCACUAUUGCAGCCUUUUAAUGAAGCUUUUGAAACAUUGCUAUGAAUACGGUGCACGGUAACGCCAGCGACGGUCCAGAUGUUUCUCACAACGCAAGUGCAGGUGAUUCAGAGAUGAGCCCUGUGCAACACUGCGGGAUAGAAGGUAUACCCCACAGGAAAAAACUUUAAAAAA